AUGCCAAACAUCAGAGCUGUUUUUGUUGAAUACGGUAAACAGCAUAAUAUGCCCAACUAUAACCCAAAAAUCACAUUUGAAAUUGUUGUCAAAAAACAUCACACACGAUUCAUUCCUCUUGAGCAAAACGCGGUUGACUCUGUGACAAAGAAGAAAGUGGCUGUUACUUCUAAUGAUAACGUUACUCCUGGAACUACCAUCGAUAAUGAUACCACAUCAAUUUCAUUCUUUGACUUCUGCAAUCAAUCACAGCAGACUUUACAUGGCGCCGGUAUUCUUGCACAUUACUACGUUUUAAAUAGUGAAAAUAAUUACACUUGA
Lodderomyces orthopsilosis Co 90-125 is the source of this 321-nucleotide messenger RNA. RefSeq names its product Ago1p (gene AGO1). Lineage: Eukaryota; Fungi; Ascomycota; Pichiomycetes; Serinales; Debaryomycetaceae. Gene Ontology annotation, molecular function: nucleic acid binding. The record is from RefSeq and is a predicted model, not a curated record. The transcript has a single exon. The coding region runs from base 1 to 321 and encodes 106 amino acids.